This is a messenger RNA of Macrobrachium nipponense, 1465 nucleotides long. RefSeq lists its product as uncharacterized. The transcript has 3 exons. Lineage: Eukaryota; Metazoa; Arthropoda; Malacostraca; Decapoda; Palaemonidae. The record is from RefSeq and is a predicted model, not a curated record. Bases 248 to 703 code for a protein of 151 amino acids.
CCAUGGCCUGCACAGUCUAGUCUCAGCCGCGGACGAGUCUAGUUUGCCAGGUGAAGGUGCUGCGUCCCAGAGCUCUCUUGAUAUAAAGCAUGGGAGAGAAAACGUGCUUCGUGUCCGUGUGAUUUCCCCACCCCGCCCACGAAAAGUGAAGGUUCGGCCUAGACUCACUAGACCUAUUGCGAAAGGACGAAGCCAAUCAGCAAACUAUCUUACCCGCAGACUUUUUAUACCUUCCUCUACGGACAUCAUGCAUGCGAUACCGUUGAUCCUCUUAGCCGUAACCGGCUAUUGCUCGGCCAAAGCGAUAUCCGGCGGUGAGAAUGAGGAGCGCCUGAAAAUCCGUCUGUCGCCGUCGGCUCAGGAGAUCAGCCCCGGGGAGCUCCUCAUCCCCUUCAAAGACUGCGGUUACAUUUUCUGCGAGGCGCCAGAUGUCGCCACCGACGCCGAAACUCACUUGUGGGAUUAUCACGUCGACUGGGAGAUGCCGCCAAUGGCCGAAAAGGACCCCAAAGUCUUCGUGUUAGCCAACGACUUCCAAAUGCCCAGGUCGUACCUGGUCUACCAGGCCUUCAACCCGAAUUUCACCGGACAGUAUAAGUGCAUCCUGAACUUCCGGUCGAAGCCAAUUGCUUCCACAACAUUCAAUAUCAGCGUAGACGAAGACAAGGUAUCUACCAAGAACUGCAUCUCUAACACGCCUUGAUUUCUUCCGUUAAUUAAAAGGAUGAACCAGAAGAGUUUCAUCUAAACCUGGUUUGGAUGCAGGUGGAUUAUUGCAACUUGACACAUAGGCCACACCCUUUUAGUGGCAUAGUUGCCAAGCCUUUCCAGAAUGAAUAAUUAAGACCAUUAUGUUUUUCCAAGGAUGACAUUAUCUCACGAUCUGGUGGAUAUGGCUUGCAUCCCGACGAGAAAUCUAAACAAUGUAAGAUAUUUUUCCGUUCAUAAUUGCUUUACAUCAUAUUAAUGAUUUGACUGUUUUCUGUUAUUGAGUGAAUUGAUGGAAAGAUAGUUUUAUCAUUGAACUUUUAGAGAAACGAUAAUAUUUUCUGAUUGCAGAGUACGCAUAUUAAUCUAUUGAUUUUUUACUCAAUAUGCAUACACAUAAAUAUAUAUCGUGUAUAUAUAUAUAUAUAUAUAUAUAUAUAUAUAUAUAUAUAUAUAUAUAUAUAUAGUAUAUACAUACAUACAUAUAUAUACCCUCUUCCAUUUGCCAUAAAAGCUCUCGAAACCUAUGUAGACGUCUGUAUCUGAUUAUAGAAAUAAUACCCUUUUGUAAGCAGACAUAUCAAUGACAUACCUGACUUCCAGGAAAAUCAUUUACACUGAAGAUUUUUUUUAUAUAGAACGAUGCCGGAUAGCUGUAGCUUUAAGCAUACUUUUAAUUUAUCUACUUAAUUUAUAUUGAAUCCUGUUUCUGUGAUGUUUUGUACAUAUAAUAAAUAUUGUAAGAGUUUUGUUAGAA